ACAUUUUACUCUGUAAAACUUCUUGUAAAGUUGGAAUACCAAACUUUAUUUUUUAAAAUCAAUUUGUAUUGGUAAUUUCCUCACUAAAAAUACAUUUUAUUUGGGAAGCGCUUUUCACGUCGACAUGACAAAAUUACACCAAUUUGAAUUUGUUUUAUAACCAUGGUGUUUCACUUGUCACUUGCCACAAACGUCAAGGAAAGAAAAGUGAACUUUGACAAUGAUGACACAGUUGAUCCAUUUGUAAAUAAAUAACAGUAAAGUUAAUCGGGGAAUGAUGUUUUCUUAAUAUAAGAGAUAAUUGAAGUGUUUAAGACGAAAGCAAACAUAAUGGACGAAUUUAAACAAAAAAUACUCGGUCUCAUUAAUAAACAGCCACUGAAAAUUCCAUCCAUGGGAUUUGACGAUUCUAACUAUCACUUCUCACAAGUACCCACCCUUUCGAUCAAUAGUAAGACUGUGCAGGAUGCGGACAGGCCUGCUGACCAGGAUAUCUUGGAGAGCAUUGAAGCUGCCUAUUUUUCCAUGUCAGAGACGUUUGACAUCUGUAGGUUCGAACUCUCUAAACUACCAGAAACAUUGGAAUGUGAUCAAAUCCAGCAGGACUUUAAUAAUUUAAAGCAGCAACACCAAGUUGUAUCCAAAAAAGUCUUGCAGCUGAUAUUAGAACAUCAACAAUCUUGUAGUGAGGAGUUUAACAGGGUCAGAGAAAUUCUAGAACAAGUGGGAGAUACCUUGGAGCUCUGUAGGGAUACUAGGAAACACUUGAGUGUUGCUGGAAAGCAGUUUUCUUCCAGUUUAGGCAUUCUUGCAAACUAUAGAAAAAGGAAAUUGGCUCAGAUACUACUAAAUAAUUUGAACAUGAUUAAAAAUUUGUACAGCUUUGAUAAGAGGUGCCAGCAGAUGCUUGCAGAUGAAGAUUAUGGUGGAGCUAUUUUGGAACUUAAAAGGUGUCAAAAAAUAGCAGUUCAGUACAGACAUUUUAGCUGUGUAGCUGCUCUAACAUAUAAACUUCAAGAAACUCUGGAAUUUACAGAUACCCAACUAGAUAGAAUUCUAGCACAGAUGUGCUAUAAUUUUGAUAAAGACAGAUACACCAAAUUGCAGACAGCAUACAAUCUGCUAGAAAAAUCUCAAGUUUCAAUGAUUGAUAAUAUUCAUGUUCAUUAUAUUACCGCUAUAUAUGAUUCUUCAUUUAAUACUGUAAAUUCUUAUGUUCCAUCAGCCGAGUUGCUUGAUUUGGCAGAUGGUAAAAACUUGUAUAAAAUAUUAUGUCAGUCCGUGACGCAAGACCUUUUUAUAUCAUGUUUAAUUGAUCUGUGCAAGAUACUGUUCAAAAUAGUGUUAAGUUACCACCAAUUGAUCAAAUGGCAUUACGAUCAAGAAAAUGACAGACACAUCGAAGGAGCUAUAGAUGUGGAAUUAGAUACAAGCAGACACAAAUUAGAUAUUAACGUUGUAAAAAUUUGGGACGAUGUUCAGCGCAAAGUCUCCGGAUUGUUAUUGAAUGCCGACCUAGCAUCCUACAAGUUUGAUCAAUUUGUGCAAGUGCUGAGAAUCGUCCACAGGCUCAUGCAGGUCGGCGAGGAAUUUUGCAUGAGCAAAUCGGAAGAUUUGCAAGAAUCUAUAAGGAAGCAGAGCGUAAAUUAUUUUAAAAAUUACCACGCCCAAAGGCUGGAAGAGUUGAGGAUAUUUUUGGAAAAUGAAAUGUGGGAGGUGUGUCCCGUGAAGCCCAUGUUUAGCAUUUUACAGUUGCAGGAAUUUAGAUCGGUGCGUUCCGCCCUUAAAUCGUACAAACUGAAUCCCCAAGUGAGCCCAACGGUGCCAGUUUACUCAGCAAAUUCCACCGAGUGCUCGUCUACUCACUCACAAGACGGGAGCAGCAUUAUCGGCAACUAUUUUAUCCGGUACGCCGAUCACGGGACGCCAUUCGAUUCCGGUCUGGACGAGACUUUCAUAGAGGAGGACAUCUUGCAAGUCGAAAGGGAGAGCUUGGGCUGUUACUCGGAAGAAAGCGAUGACGAGUCCGAGAAAUCCAACGACUAUGUCAAUGUCGAAGAAAGCGAGUGCCCCGUCAAAAAAGAAAAACCCGACAAUAAAUUCCAAGUGUUGACUAACACUUCAUUGACGGUGUUGAGGCAAAUGGGGAAGUAUCUGCAAAUGUCGAGAUUAUUGAAGCCCAUAGCGUGCGAAAUAAUAUGUUCGAUGAAUCAGCUUUUCGAUUACUAUCUGUAUUCGGUUAAUUUAUUUUUCGCCUCGGAUUUGGCGGUAGCUAGUGGAAAUUUGUACUCGCCAGAGCUAUCCGCGACAAUAAAAAGUAUAAGCGAUAGUUUAAUAUUCGAAUAUGUAGCAGAUCAAAACACGCCCGUACCCGAGGGGAAAGCGACAAAACCCUCCCCAUCGUUAAUGCUAGAUCUGAAAAACCCAGAGAAGCUCCACGGGCUGUCCGAAAGGCUUGUGGGUGUUGAAAGCUUAGUCUUUCUCGCCAAGCAGUAUGAGUUUUUGCGGGAAUACUUGGAGUAUCUUAUACUGCCAUCAAAGAAAGCCAUCUUGGAUCAAUUUUUUGCGCAAAAUAUAGCCUGUGUUACACAUUUAAGGAAGCCGGUAUACAUGGCCGUGGUGGCGCAAGCCUUCGAUUUGCGCCAAAUUCUUUUGUUUAUGUCCAAGAUAAAUUGGGAAGUGAAGGAGGUUAUGUCUCAGCACAAUUCUUAUAUUGACUUAAUUGUUCAAGAAGUGCAAAUGUUUAGAGCGAGGUUGGAAAUGGUCAUGCAUAAAGUGCCGAUAACCAACGAAGUAUUAAAAGUCUUGUGGGAAAGUAUAGCCCACAUUGUAACCCACACUUUAGUUCAAGGGUUUUCGGAUGCCAAAAAAUGUUCUAACGGAGGUAGAGCACUGAUGCAGCUCGAUUUCACUCAGUUUCUCUCAAAAUUUGAGAAAAUUUCAUCCCUGAGACCUGUUCCGCACAAAGAAUAUGUGGAGAAUUAUGUUAAAGCUUUUUAUCUCCCAGAAAGCGAGUUGGAAAAGUGGAUUCGGGAGCAUAGAGAAUACUCAUCGAAGCAUUUAUUUGGUUUAGUCUGUUGCACAUGUCAGAAUAACAAAAAAACGAGGCAGAAAUUGCUGCAGGUGAUCGAAGAAUUGGAAAAAAAUAUUUUCGGCAGGUAGCACUCGAGAGGCACCCUUAGCGGAUUAUCAGUUGUUAUGUGAUAUCAUCUUAAUGUAUGACGUUGAAGUUCAAAAGUACUUAUCGCGCUCUACUUAGUACGUAACUAUUUUUGUAAUAUUGUAUCGAAUCAUAGCAAGAUCCAGAUUGUUAUCUUAUAUUUUUUAUCGUUUUAUUUAUUAUUGUUAAGUUGUUCCAGUCACACAAUUUUAGUUGUUUAUAGGUUAUAUUUUGUGUACACUUGUUUUUGAAUAAAGCAUCAUUCAAU
This is a messenger RNA of Cylas formicarius (sweet potato weevil), 3428 nucleotides long. RefSeq names its product syndetin (gene Vps50). The record is from RefSeq and is a predicted model, not a curated record. Gene Ontology annotation, molecular function: SNARE binding. Lineage: Eukaryota; Metazoa; Arthropoda; Insecta; Coleoptera; Brentidae. Gene Ontology annotation, biological process: endocytic recycling; retrograde transport, endosome to Golgi. Bases 331 to 3162 code for a protein of 943 amino acids. The transcript is spliced from 14 exons. Gene Ontology annotation, cellular component: EARP complex.